Molecule: messenger RNA, 3237 nt
Organism: Perca flavescens (yellow perch)
Lineage: Eukaryota; Metazoa; Chordata; Actinopteri; Perciformes; Percidae
Gene: ube2q1
Product: ubiquitin-conjugating enzyme E2Q family member 1
Exons: 13
Coding region: 567-1688 (373 amino acids)
Source: RefSeq, a predicted model, not a curated record
GGGGAGGUUGCAGAACGCCAUCUUUAAACCCCACAAGAGGCCAGCUACAGUUGUACACCGGGAUGAAAAACACUAUAGCGGGAUAUAAGUUCAAAUCGUGGACGUGAUGUGAUUGUCUCCCGGUCACGUAAACAAUAAGGAACUGUUGGUGGGACUGUAAGGAGAGACGGUCACGGGACACCGCGAGAACCCUAGGCUGGUGUUAUCAUAGACAGACAACAACAAUAGACAGAAAGACAACAACAACGGAGCUCGCUAAGUCGCUCGCUAGCAUCUUGCCGAGCGCUGCGCUAUUUUCAAAUGCUAACUAAAAGCUAGCUAACGUUAGCCACUUCAUCCGAGAGUGACUUCAUCAGCAAAUCUGUUCGGUUGCGCUGAAUUUUGACCAGGACGCUGUUUAUACUUGGCACUGGGUAUCCAGCUACAUCGACAGGGGCAGUCAACCAUUUAUUUGCCACAUUUUUUAACCAAUUUGGUACAUACAUUUGCGUUGUGGCUUUAGCUAGCUAAAAGCUAAGUCCCGACUUCUUCCCCUCCCCAGCGGCCCAGCCGGAGAUGCGUGGAAGAUGUCGGUGUCGGGGCUGAAGGCCGAACUGAAGUUUUUGGAAUCCAUUUUUGAUCCAAACCACGAACGCUUCAGGAUCAUUGACUGGAAGCCUGACGAGCUGAGCUGUCAGUUUAAUGUUACUGGGGAAAAGCUGUUGAUUAUCCACUGUAAUAUAACGGAAUCGUAUCCAUCUACUCCGCCGAUAUGGUUUGUGGACUCUGAUGACCCUAGCUUGGCGCAAGUUUUGGAGAGGUUGGAAGAUGUGAGAAAAGGCAGCACCCUGCUUUUGCAGCAGUUGAAGAAACUCAUUUGUGACCUUUGUCGGCUGUACAACCUUCCCCAACAUCCAGAUGUGGAGAUGCUUGACCAGCCCCUGCCUGCAGGCCCUGUGGGACCAGACCGAAAGCAUGGGACAGAGGAGGUCACAUCUGAAGAAGAAGAGGAGGAAGAGAUGGGCGAGGACAUAGAGGAUCUGGACCACUAUGAAAUGAAAGAGGAGGAGCCUGUGGAUGGGAAGAAAUCCGAGGAUGAUGGCAUCGAGAAGGAGAAUCUGGCCAUCUUGGAGAAGAUCCGAAAGAACCAGAGGCAGGACCAUUUGAAUGGAGCCGUGUCUGGUUCAGUGCAAGCCUCUGACCGCCUGAUGAAGGAGCUAAGAGAGAUCUACAGGUCUCAGAGUUACAAGACCGGCAUCUAUUCAGUUGAGCUUGUUAACGACAGCCUGUAUGAAUGGCACGUCAAACUAAGGACGGUGGAUCCAGAUAGCCCCUUACACAGUGAUUUACAAGUCCUAAAGGAGAAGGAAGGAAUGGAUUACAUUUUACUAAACUUCUCAUAUAAAGAUAAUUUCCCCUUUGAUCCACCGUUUGUCCGCGUGGUUUCGCCUGUGCUUUCUGGAGGUUAUGUUCUUGGAGGAGGUGCCCUGUGCAUGGAACUCCUCACCAAACAGGGAUGGAGCAGUGCCUAUUCCAUUGAGUCUGUCAUCAUGCAGAUCAAUGCCACUUUAGUCAAAGGAAAAGCCAGAGUGCAGUUUGGAGCCAAUAAAAACCAGUACAAUCUUGCCAGAGCACAGCAGUCCUACAAAUCCCUUGUUCAGAUCCAUGAAAAGAACGGCUGGUACACACCCCCUAAGGAGGACGGCUAAAACGGACUCCUGCCUUUCCUGCACUGGGACCACAUGUCUUUGAUUUACUUUUUCCUUGCAACCAAUAUUAUUUUUUUUUUCCUGCAAACCAUUGUGUUCUCUACAAGAGAGUUUGAACUCCAAACCAAAUUCCUCAUUCAGUGCCCACCCAGAAACACACACACACACACACACACACACACACACACUCCCUCCUGAAAUUUACAUACAAGCUCAUCAGUUACCUGCAAGGGUGUCCUCUCCUCAAUAUUUAUCUCUCUGUACAUCUGUUUGAUACAAUCUAAUUUUUCCAUUGCGACAUUCAUCCCAUACUCCAGGAAACCUGUGGACUAAAUGUCCCACAAACUCACCCUUUGGUUUUGGCGUUGAGCAUUCCAAGGUGACUUGCUGGCUGUGAGAUGAAAGAUGCAGCAUGGCUUCAUCCGCCAGCAGUGGCAGUCUGAUGCUCCAGUCGCCAGACACUGCCUCUCUGGCCACAGACUGGACACGAGAAUGGCAUGUGACAUUUCCUGAUACAAUGCAGCGGUGGCUGGGAAGGACAUUUUAAAUGCUGGUGGUGGAAGAACCGCUACCUUUUCUCUCCAUGGACGGCCUCUGUAAUAUUGUGCUCAUGUAUUAUCUUUGCAAUGCCAAGAUCCCUCCUCUGGAAUAACAUGUUUCUGAGGCUAGCUUGCUUUCAAACCUCCUUAUCUUUUAAAGCUUGAAGUCCUCAGGUGGGGAGGAAGAUAAAGAGACCUCUGCAGCCUGGGUGGGAUACCCCAUAAUGAAGAACAGCAGCUGCUGAGCUCCAAAGUUGGAGACCACUGUCGUCGUCAUCACAACCAGCAACUGGACAAAUCCCUGUAGGAGAGGUUUGGUGUGUCCUAGGUUGGCAUCCCAAGAACUACAGUAUAACCAGGCAAAGCAGGGGCGUGCUUGGUUUGGAUCACACUGUAAUGUAGUUGAUUUUAACGCCACGUGUAAACAUGUAAAUUUGUAUUUCUGCAAAAGGAUUUAAUUGUUUAUAAUGUAACCUUGUCUGGGUCUUUGGCUGGGCAAAGACUGUAUUACUAUUUACCCUUGUCUAUUAACAGCAGGGGCACUGCAAAUUCUCAAGACUCAUUUAGAAUAAGAACACAUUGCUUCAUGGAUACUGUUGUAGAAGGAAACAAAAGUACACCAUGAUCUUAUGUAAGCUUAAUGACUACUGCGGUUUUGUUAUUUCUUUUUUUUUUCUUUUUUUUUCUUUUAAAUAUUGAUUUGUAGUCCUCAUGUUACCGACAGUACCAUUCCCCUUAUUUGAUGACACUUCUACAAUGGCCUAACAAUAAUGGCGUAGACACAGCUGUUUCUGGCAUUCCAGAGGUUUGGCUAUUCGUAUCUAAUCACUCAAACCGGAUGAACCUCAGUAAGGCUAUGCAGUGAAGACACAGUCUUGUGGAGUUUUGUUGUACUGAAGAAAGUUAGUCUUAACAGCUUAACAGUGUAGUCACCUGCUUAGUUCUUGUAGCUGAUUCAGAUCCUGAGCACUUUGCCAAUCCUGCAGUCGUAACAGUCUUGGGAAAAAAAA